This is a messenger RNA of Nerophis lumbriciformis (worm pipefish), 231 nucleotides long. The record is from RefSeq and is a predicted model, not a curated record. Lineage: Eukaryota; Metazoa; Chordata; Actinopteri; Syngnathiformes; Syngnathidae.
AUGACUGAAUUCUGGGUUUGUUUCAGCUGCUGUAUUGCAGAGCAGCCACAACCUAAACGGCGGCGACGGAUCGACCGCUCCAUGAUCGGCGAGCCAACAAACUUUGUCCAUACCACACACGUAGGCUCGGGUGACAUGGGCCUGGGAUUGGCCUCUGUUGACCUGGUUCAAGCCCAGAUGAAGUCCAAAGGCGGCUACGUACACGGCGGCUCUGAAGGCUCACAAUUAUGA